CUCGGGAGCCAGCCCCGGCGAGAAGGCGCGGAGCCAUGGCCGAUGGGGGCGAGGGCGAGGACGAGAUCCAGUUCCUGCGAACUGAUGAUGAAGUGGUCCUACAGUGCACCGCGACCAUCCACAAAGAACAACAGAAACUGUGCUUGGCAGCAGAAGGGUUUGGCAACAGACUUUGCUUCCUGGAGUCUACUUCGAAUUCCAAGAAUGUUCCCCCAGACCUCUCCAUCUGCACUUUUGUGCUGGAACAGUCUCUCUCUGUCCGGGCCCUACAGGAGAUGCUGGCUAACACAGUGGAGAAAUCAGAAGGGCAAGUUGAUGUGGAAAAAUGGAAAUUCAUGAUGAAGACUGCUCAAGGUGGUGGUCAUCGAACACUCCUGUACGGACAUGCCAUAUUGCUACGCCAUUCCUAUAGUGGCAUGUACCUGUGCUGUCUGUCCACCUCCCGGUCUUCAACUGAUAAACUGGCCUUUGAUGUUGGCUUGCAAGAGGACACGACAGGUGAGGCUUGUUGGUGGACUAUUCAUCCUGCGUCCAAGCAGAGGUCGGAAGGAGAAAAGGUGCGCGUUGGAGAUGACCUCAUCUUAGUCAGUGUGUCCUCUGAGAGGUACCUGCAUUUGUCUUACGGCAAUGGCAGCUUACACGUGGAUGCUGCUUUCCAGCAGACUCUCUGGAGCGUGGCCCCAAUCAGCUCAGGAAGUGAAGCCGCCCAAGGGUAUCUAAUUGGUGGUGACGUCCUCAGGUUGCUGCACGGACACAUGGAUGAAUGCCUCACUGUCCCUUCGGGAGAACACGGUGAAGAGCAGCGGAGAACUGUUCACUAUGAAGGCGGUGCUGUAUCUGUCCAUGCACGUUCCCUGUGGAGACUAGAGACACUAAGAGUUGCGUGGAGUGGAAGCCACAUAAGAUGGGGCCAGCCCUUCCGACUACGCCAUGUCACAACAGGAAAGUACUUGAGUCUCAUGGAAGACAAAAACCUUCUACUCAUGGACAAAGAAAAGGCUGAUGUAAAGUCAACAGCAUUUACCUUCCGGUCUUCCAAGGAAAAAUUGGAUGCAGGGGUGAGAAAAGAAGUCGAUGGCAUGGGAACAUCAGAAAUAAAAUAUGGAGACUCAGUAUGCUAUAUUCAACAUAUAAAUACAGGCCUGUGGCUUACUUACCAGUCUGUGGAUGUGAAAUCAGUGAGAAUGGGAUCCAUACAACGUAAGGCUAUUAUGCAUCAUGAAGGUCACAUGGAUGAUGGCUUAAAUCUCUCUAGAUCUCAGCAUGAAGAAUCACGGACCGCACGAGUCAUCCGGAGCACUGUCUUCCUUUUCAAUAGAUUUAUAAGGGGCCUUGAUGCGCUCAGCAAAAAAGUGAAGGCUUCCACAGUAGACCUCCCUAUAGAAUCUGUGAGUCUGAGUCUGCAGGACCUGAUUGGUUACUUCCAUCCCCCCGACGAGCACUUAGAGCAUGAAGACAAACAGAACAGAUUACGGGCUCUAAAGAACCGUCAGAAUCUCUUCCAGGAAGAGGGCAUGAUCAACCUCGUGCUCGAGUGCAUCGACAGGCUGCAUGUCUAUAGCAGCGCGGCGCAUUUCGCGGACGUGGCGGGGAGAGAAGGAGGCGAGGCUUGGAAGUCGAUUCUGAAUUCUCUCUAUGAGUUGCUAGCGGCUCUAAUUAGAGGAAAUCGUAAAAACUGUGCCCAGUUUUCUGGCUCCCUGGACUGGUUGAUCAGCCGAUUGGAAAGACUGGAAGCUUCUUCUGGUAUUCUUGAAGUUUUGCACUGUGUGUUAGUAGAAAGUCCAGAAGCCCUAAAUAUUAUCAAAGAAGGACACAUUAAAUCCAUAAUCUCCCUUUUAGACAAGCAUGGAAGAAACCACAAGGUUCUGGACGUCUUGUGCUCUCUCUGUGUCUGCCAUGGGGUAGCGGUCCGUUCCAACCAGCAUCUCAUCUGCGACAAUCUGCUGCCGGGAAGAGAUCUACUUCUGCAGACACGUCUUGUAAACCACGUUAGCAGCAUGAGACCCAAUAUUUUUCUGGGCGUCAGUGAAGGGUCCGCCCAGUAUAAGAAGUGGUAUUAUGAGCUGAUGGUGGACCACACGGAGCCGUUCGUGACUGCCGAAGCCACUCACCUGAGGGUGGGCUGGGCGUCCACCGAAGGGUACUCUCCCUACCCUGGAGGCGGUGAGGAGUGGGGUGGCAAUGGAGUUGGAGAUGACCUCUUUUCCUACGGAUUUGAUGGCCUUCACCUCUGGUCAGGUUGUAUUGCACGUACUGUAAGCUCACCGAAUCAACAUCUCUUGAGAACCGAUGAUGUCAUCAGUUGCUGUUUAGAUCUGAGCGCCCCAAGCAUCUCAUUCCGAAUUAACGGGCAACCUGUUCAAGGAAUGUUUGAGAAUUUCAACAUCGAUGGCCUCUUCUUUCCAGUUGUUAGUUUCUCUGCAGGAAUAAAGGUACGCUUUCUACUUGGGGGGAGACAUGGAGAAUUUAAAUUCCUUCCUCCACCUGGGUAUGCUCCUUGUUAUGAAGCUGUUCUCCCAAAAGAGAAGUUGAAAGUGGAACACAGCAGAGAAUACAAGCAAGAAAGAACUUACACCCGAGACCUGCUGGGCCCCACGGUUUCCCUGACGCAGGCCGCCUUCACACCAAUCCCUGUGGACACCAGCCAGAUUGUGUUACCUCCUCACCUGGAGAGAAUAAGAGAAAAACUGGCAGAGAAUAUCCAUGAACUCUGGGUUAUGAAUAAAAUUGAACUUGGCUGGCAGUAUGGUCCGGUUAGAGAUGACAAUAAGAGACAGCAUCCGUGUCUGGUGGAGUUCUCCAAGCUACCGGAGCAGGAACGCAAUUACAAUUUGCAGAUGUCGCUUGAGACCCUGAAGACUUUGUUGGCAUUAGGAUGUCAUGUGGGAAUAGCAGAUGAACAUGCUGAAGAAAAGGUGAAAAAAAUGAAGCUGCCCAAGAAUUACCAGCUGACAAGUGGGUAUAAGCCUGCCCCGAUGGACCUGAGCUUCAUUAAACUCACGCCGUCUCAGGAAGCGAUGGUGGACAAGUUGGCGGAGAACGCUCACAACGUGUGGGCCCGGGAUCGAAUCCGGCAGGGCUGGACUUACGGCAUCCAGCAGGAUGUAAAGAACAGAAGAAACCCUCGCCUAGUUCCCUACACCCUUCUAGAUGACCGCACCAAGAAGUCCAACAAGGACAGCCUCCGUGAGGCCGUGCGCACGCUGCUGGGAUAUGGCUACCAUCUGGAGGCGCCAGAUCAAGAUCAUGCUGCCCGAGCCGAAGUGUGUAGCGGCACCGGGGAGAGGUUCCGAAUCUUCCGCGCGGAGAAAACCUAUGCCGUCAAGGCAGGAAGGUGGUAUUUUGAAUUUGAGGCUGUCACUGCUGGAGACAUGAGAGUCGGAUGGAGCAGGCCACGUUGUCAACCUGACCAAGAGCUGGGCUCAGACGAACGUGCCUUUGCUUUUGAUGGCUUCAAGGCCCAGCGGUGGCACCAGGGCAACGAACACUAUGGGCGCUCUUGGCAAGCGGGCGAUGUUGUGGGAUGCAUGGUGGACAUGACGGAGCACACCAUGAUGUUCACACUGAAUGGCGAAAUCCUUCUGGAUGACUCGGGCUCAGAACUGGCGUUCAAGGACUUCGACGUUGGUGACGGAUUCAUUCCUGUCUGUAGCCUUGGAGUGGCUCAGGUGGGCAGGAUGAACUUUGGAAAGGAUGUCAGCACCUUGAAAUAUUUCACCAUCUGUGGCUUACAAGAGGGUUACGAACCGUUUGCUGUGAACACAAACAGGGAUAUUACCAUGUGGCUAAGCAAGAGGCUUCCUCAGUUUCUCCAGGUCCCUUCAAACCAUGAGCAUAUCGAGGUGACCAGAAUAGACGGCACCAUCGACAGUUCUCCGUGUUUAAAAGUCACCCAGAAGUCCUUUGGCGCUCAGAACAGCACUGCCGACAUCAUGUUCUAUCGCCUGAGCAUGCCAAUCGAGUGUGCCGAGGUUUUCUCCAAGACGGUGGCAGGCGGGCUCCCAGGCGCCGGCCUCUUUGGGCCCAAGAAUGAUCUGGAGGAUUACGAUGCAGAUUCUGACUUUGAGGUUCUAAUGAAGACAGCUCAUGGCCAUCUGGUGCCAGACCGUGUUGACAAAGACAAGGAAGCCACAAAACCAGAGUUUAAUAACCACAAAGACUAUGCUCAGGAAAAGCCCUCUCGUCUGAAACAAAGAUUUUUGCUUAGAAGAACAAAGCCAGAUUAUAGCACGAGCCAUUCUGCAAGGCUCACGGAAGAUGUCCUUGCAGAUGAUCGGGAUGAUUAUGACUACUUGAUGCAAACGUCCACGUACUAUUACUCAGUGAGAAUCUUUCCCGGCCAAGAACCUGCUAACGUCUGGGUGGGCUGGAUUACAUCAGAUUUCCAUCAGUAUGAUACAGGCUUUGACUUGGACAGAGUUCGUACAGUAACCGUGACUCUAGGAGAUGAAAAGGGAAAAGUACAUGAAAGCAUCAAACGCAGCAACUGCUAUAUGGUGUGCGCGGGUGAGAGCAUGAGCCCAGGGCAAGGACGCAACAAUAAUGGCCUGGAGAUUGGGUGUGUGGUGGAUGCUGCCAGUGGGCUUCUCACGUUCACCGCCAACGGCAAGGAGCUGAGCACCUACUACCAGGUGGAGCCAAGUACAAAGUUAUUUCCUGCAGCUUUUGCCCAAGCUACAAGUCCCAAUGUUUUCCAGUUUGAGCUGGGAAGAAUCAAGAAUGUGAUGCCUCUCUCCGCGGGAUUAUUCAAGAGUGAGCACAAAAACCCUGUGCCCCAGUGUCCCCCGCGUCUCCACGUGCAGUUUCUGUCCCACGUCCUGUGGAGCAGAAUGCCCAACCAGUUCCUGAAGGUAGAUGUGUCUCGAAUAAGUGAGCGCCAAGGCUGGCUGGUGCAGUGUUUGGAUCCUCUGCAGUUCAUGUCUCUCCAUAUCCCGGAGGAGAACAGAUCUGUUGACAUACUGGAGCUGACAGAGCAGGAAGAGCUGCUGAAAUUCCACUACCACACGCUCCGGCUUUACUCCGCCGUCUGCGCCCUCGGGAACCACCGGGUGGCGCAUGCGUUGUGCAGCCACGUGGACGAACCCCAGCUGCUCUACGCCAUCGAGAACAAGUACAUGCCCGGUUUGCUGCGGGCCGGCUACUAUGACCUGCUGAUUGACAUCCACCUGAGCUCCUACGCCACUGCCAGGCUCAUGAUGAACAGUGAGUUCAUCGUGCCCAUGACGGAGGAGACCAAGAGCAUCACCCUCUUCCCUGAUGAGAACAAAAAGCAUGGCCUCCCAGGGAUUGGCCUCAGCACCUCCCUCAGGCCACGGAUACAGUUUUCCUCCCCCAGUUUUGUGAGCAUCAAUAACGACUGCUACCAAUACAGUCCAGAGUUCCCGCUGGACAUCCUGAAGGCCAAAACCAUUCAGAUGCUGACAGAAGCUGUUAAAGAGGGCAGCCUGCAUGCCCGGGACCCCGUGGGGGGCACCACUGAAUUUCUCUUUGUACCUCUCAUCAAGCUCUUCUAUACUCUGCUCAUCAUGGGGAUCUUCCACAAUGAGGACUUAAAACACAUCUUGCAGCUGAUAGAGCCCAGUGUGUUCAAGGAAGCCGCCACUCCGGAAGAAGACACUGAGGCUCUGGAGAAAGAGCCCUCCAUGGAAGACUCCAAGCCAGAAGGAGCUGGAGAAGAAGAAGCCAAAGGGGGUAAGAGGCCCAAGGAAGGACUGCUCCAAAUGAAACUGCCUGAGCCAGUUAAAUUGCAGAUGUGUCUGCUGCUCCAGUACCUCUGUGACUGCCAGGUCCGACACCGGAUAGAAGCCAUCGUGGCCUUUUCAGAUGACUUUGUAGCCAAGCUCCAAGACAAUCAGCGCUUCCGUUACAAUGAAGUUAUGCAGGCUUUAAACAUGUCGGCCGCGCUCACUGCCAGGAAGACAAAGGAAUUUCGAUCCCCACCUCAGGAACAGAUCAAUAUGCUUCUCAAUUUUAAGGAUGAUAAAAGUGAAUGUCCAUGUCCUGAAGAAAUCCGAGACCAGCUCUUAGAUUUUCAUGAAGAUUUGAUGACACAUUGUGGAAUUGAGCUGGAUGAAGAUGGGUCUCUUGAUGGAAACAGUGACUUAACAAUUAGAGGACGCCUGCUGUCCUUGGUAGAAAAGGUGACAUACCUGAAGAAGAAACAGGCCGAAAAACCAGUUGAGAGUGGCUCCAAGAAGUCCUCCACUCUUCAGCAGUUGAUUUCUGAGACCAUGGUCCGAUGGGCGCAAGAGUCUGUCAUUGAAGACCCUGAACUGGUGAGGGCCAUGUUUGUGUUGCUCCAUCGACAGUACGAUGGCAUUGGGGGUCUGGUCCGGGCUCUGCCAAAGACCUACACUAUAAAUGGUGUCUCCGUGGAGGAUACCAUCAACCUGCUGGCAUCUCUCGGUCAGAUUCGUUCUCUGCUGAGUGUAAGAAUGGGCAAAGAAGAAGAGAAGCUUAUGAUUCGUGGAUUAGGGGAUAUCAUGAAUAAUAAAGUAUUUUACCAGCACCCUAAUCUCAUGAGGGCACUUGGGAUGCACGAGACGGUGAUGGAGGUCAUGGUGAAUGUCCUUGGAGGUGGAGAGUCCAAGGAAAUCACUUUUCCCAAGAUGGUGGCCAACUGUUGCCGUUUUCUUUGUUACUUCUGUCGUAUAAGUCGGCAGAAUCAAAAAGCUAUGUUUGACCAUCUCAGCUAUUUAUUGGAGAACAGCAGUGUUGGUCUUGCCUCACCAGCAAUGAGAGGUUCAACACCACUGGAUGUGGCAGCCGCAUCAGUGAUGGAUAAUAAUGAACUGGCCUUAGCUCUGCGUGAGCCAGAUUUGGAAAAGGUAGUUCGAUAUUUGGCUGGUUGUGGACUGCAGAGUUGCCCAAUGCUGGUAUCUAAGGGUUACCCAGAUAUUGGGUGGAAUCCAGUUGAAGGAGAGAGAUACCUUGACUUUCUCCGAUUUGCUGUCUUCUGUAAUGGGGAGAGCGUGGAAGAGAAUGCUAAUGUUGUGGUGAGGUUGCUCAUCCGGAGGCCUGAGUGUUUCGGUCCUGCUUUGAGAGGGGAAGGUGGGAACGGUCUUCUUGCAGCAAUGGAAGAAGCCAUAAAAAUAGCCGAGGAUCCCUCUCGAGAUGGUCCCUCGCCAACUAGCGGAUCCAGUAAAACACUUGAGACAGAAGAGGAGGAGGAUGACACUAUCCACAUGGGGAAUGCCAUCAUGACGUUUUAUGCAGCUUUGAUUGACCUCUUAGGACGCUGUGCUCCUGAAAUGCAUUUGAUUCAUGCUGGUAAGGGGGAAGCCAUCAGAAUCCGGUCAAUUCUGAGAUCCCUAAUUCCACUGGGAGAUUUGGUGGGAGUAAUCAGCAUUGCUUUUCAGAUGCCAACAAUAGCCAAAGAUGGGAAUGUGGUGGAGCCUGACAUGUCUGCGGGGUUUUGCCCAGAUCACAAGGCAGCCAUGGUUUUGUUCCUUGACAGGGUCUAUGGCAUUGAGGUUCAAGAUUUCCUCCUCCAUCUUCUCGAGGUUGGCUUUCUGCCUGAUCUCCGGGCUGCUGCUUCUUUAGAUACGGCUGCUUUGAGUGCCACAGACAUGGCCCUGGCCCUCAAUCGGUACCUUUGCACAGCCGUGUUGCCUUUAUUAACAAGAUGUGCCCCUCUUUUCGCGGGCACAGAACACCACGCUUCUCUCAUUGACUCGCUACUGCACACUGUGUACAGACUUUCGAAGGGCUGCUCACUUACCAAAGCUCAGCGGGAUUCCAUAGAAGUUUGUUUGCUCUCUAUUUGUGGCCAAUUGAGACCUUCUAUGAUGCAGCACUUGCUCCGAAGAUUAGUGUUUGAUGUCCCAUUAUUAAAUGAACAUGCGAAGAUGCCUCUUAAGUUGCUGACAAAUCAUUAUGAAAGAUGCUGGAAAUAUUACUGCCUGCCUGGAGGGUGGGGGAACUUCGGAGCUGCCUCAGAAGAAGAACUUCAUUUAUCAAGAAAGUUGUUUUGGGGCAUUUUUGACGCCCUGUCUCAAAAGAAAUAUGAACAAGAACUUUUCAAACUGGCACUGCCUUGCCUGAGUGCCGUUGCGGGAGCUUUGCCUCCAGACUACAUGGAGUCAAAUUAUGUCAGUAUGAUGGAAAAACAGUCAUCAAUGGAUUCUGAAGGGAACUUUAACCCACAACCUGUUGAUACCUCAAACAUUACAAUUCCUGAGAAGUUGGAAUACUUCAUUAACAAAUAUGCUGAACAUUCUCAUGACAAAUGGUCAAUGGACAAGUUGGCAAAUGGAUGGAUUUAUGGAGAAAUAUAUUCAGACUCGUCUAAAGUUCAGCCGUUAAUGAAGCCAUAUAAACUAUUAUCUGAAAAGGAAAAAGAAAUUUAUCGCUGGCCAAUCAAAGAAUCUUUAAAAACCAUGCUGGCGUGGGGUUGGAGGGUUGAGAGAACACGGGAGGGAGACAGCAUGGCCCUCUACAACCGUUCUCGUCGUAUUUCUCAGACAAGCCAGGUUUCUGUUGAUGCUGCGCAUGGUUAUAGCCCCCGAGCCAUUGAUAUGAGCAAUGUCACACUGUCCAGAGACCUGCACGCUAUGGCAGAAAUGAUGGCUGAAAACUACCAUAAUAUAUGGGCAAAGAAAAAGAAGAUGGAGCUGGAGUCCAAAGGAGGUGGAAACCAUCCCCUGCUGGUACCCUAUGAUACACUGACAGCCAAAGAGAAAGCCAAGGAUAGGGAAAAAGCACAGGACAUCCUCAAGUUCUUACAGAUCAAUGGAUAUGCUGUAUCCAGGGGAUUCAAGGACCUGGAAUUGGACACACCUUCCAUUGAGAAACGAUUUGCCUAUAGUUUCCUUCAGCAACUCAUUCGCUAUGUGGAUGAAGCCCAUCAGUAUAUCCUGGAGUUUGAUGGUGGCAGCAGAAGCAAGGCGGAACAUUUUCCUUACGAGCAAGAAAUCAAGUUCUUUGCUAAAGUUGUGCUUCCUUUAAUUGAUCAGUAUUUCAAAAACCAUCGUUUAUACUUCUUAUCUGCAGCAAGCAGACCCCUCUGUUCUGGAGGACAUGCGUCAAACAAGGAGAAAGAAAUGGUGACGAGCCUAUUCUGCAAACUUGGAGUUCUUGUCAGGCAUAGGAUUUCACUAUUUGGAAAUGAUGCCACAUCAAUUGUCAACUGUCUUCAUAUUUUGGGUCAGACUUUGGAUGCAAGGACUGUCAUGAAGACUGGCCUGGAGACUGUUAAAAGUGCUCUCAGAACGUUUCUGGACAAUGCGGCGGAGGAUCUGGAGAAGACAAUGGAGAAUCUCAAGCAGGGCCAGUUCACCCACACCCGAAACCAACCCAAAGGUGUUACUCAGAUUAUCAAUUAUACCACGGUGGCUCUGUUGCCAAUGCUGUCAUCAUUAUUUGAGCAUAUUGGCCAGCAUCAGUUCGGAGAAGAUCUAAUAUUGGAAGAUGUACAGGUGUCAUGUUAUAGAAUUCUGACUAGCUUAUAUGCUUUGGGAACCAGCAAAAGUAUUUAUGUGGAAAGGCAACGCUCUGCAUUAGGAGAAUGUCUUGCUGCUUUUGCUGGUGCCUUUCCUGUCGCAUUUUUGGAAACUCAUCUCGACAAACAUAACAUCUACUCUAUCUACAAUACCAAGUCAUCGCGAGAAAGAGCAGCUCUGAAUUUGCCAACUAACGUGGAGGAUGUGUGCCCAAAUAUACCGUCUUUGGAGAAACUCAUGGAAGAAAUUGUGGAAUUAGCUGAGUCCGGCAUUCGCUACACACAGAUGCCACACGUCAUGGAAGUCAUACUGCCCAUGCUUUGCAGCUACAUGUCUCGUUGGUGGGAGCACGGACCUGAAAAUAAUCCAGAAAGGGCUGAAAUGUGCUGUACCGCCCUGAACUCCGAGCACAUGAACACGCUCUUGGGGAAUAUAUUGAAAAUCAUAUAUAAUAACCUGGGAAUUGAUGAGGGAGCCUGGAUGAAGAGGUUAGCAGUAUUUUCACAGCCCAUUAUAAAUAAAGUGAAACCUCAGCUCCUGAAAACUCAUUUCUUGCCAUUAAUGGAGAAACUCAAGAAAAAAGCAGCGAUGGUGGUGUCGGAGGAGGACCAUCUGAAAGCUGAGGCCAGGGGGGAUAUGUCUGAGGCAGAGCUUCUCAUUCUCGAUGAGUUCACCACUCUGGCCAGAGAUCUCUAUGCCUUCUACCCGCUCUUGAUUAGAUUUGUGGACUAUAACAGGGCAAAGUGGCUAAAAGAACCUAACCCAGAAGCAGAGGACCUUUUCCGCAUGGUGGCCGAAGUGUUUAUCUACUGGUCAAAAUCCCACAAUUUCAAAAGAGAAGAGCAGAACUUUGUGGUACAGAAUGAAAUCAACAAUAUGUCUUUCCUUAUUACGGACACCAAGUCAAAGAUGUCAAAGGCCGCUGUCUCUGAUCAGGAAAGGAAGAAGAUGAAGCGCAAAGGAGAUCGGUACUCCACGCAGACCUCUCUCAUUGUGGCAGCUCUGAAGCGGUUACUGCCCAUUGGGUUGAACAUCUGUGCCCCUGGGGACCAGGAGCUCAUCGCUCUGGCCAAAAACCGAUUUAGUAUGAAAGACACUGAGGAUGAAGUACGAGAUAUAAUCCGCAGUAAUAUUCAUUUACAAGGCAAGUUGGAGGAUCCUGCUAUCAGAUGGCAAAUGGCUCUUUACAAAGAUUUACCGAACAGGACUGAAGAUACAUCAGAUCCAGAGAAGACCGUAGAGAGAGUAUUAGAUAUAGCAAAUGUGCUUUUUCAUCUUGAGCAGAAAUCUACAUCUAUGCACCGGAGAUAUUACAGUCUGGUGGAGCACCCACAGAGAUCGAAGAAAGCUGUAUGGCACAAACUUCUGUCCAAGCAGAGGAAGAGGGCAGUGGUGGCCUGCUUCCGAAUGGCUCCUUUAUAUAAUCUGCCAAGGCACCGGGCCGUUAACCUCUUUCUUCAGGGAUAUGAAAAGUCUUGGAUUGAAACAGAAGAACACUACUUUGAAGAUAAGCUGAUAGAAGAUUUAGCAAAACCUGGAGCAGACCCUCCAGAGGAAGAGGAAGGCACAAAGAGAGUCGAUCCCCUCCAUCAGCUCAUCCUUCUGUUUAGUCGAACAGCUUUAACGGAGAAAUGCAAACUGGAGGAAGAUUUUUUAUAUAUGGCUUAUGCAGAUAUUAUGGCAAAGAGUUGUCAUGAUGAGGAAGAUGAUGAUGGUGAAGAAGAAGUGAAGAGUUUUGAAGUCACAGGAUCCCAACGCAGCAAGCACGAUAUUAUCAAAGAUUUAAGAAACAAAUUUGCCAGCCUCGGCGAGAACUCUCUGGAAAAAGAAAUGGAGAAGCAGAAGCUUCUGUACCAGCAAGCCAGGCUCCAUGACCGCGGGGCUGCUGAGAUGGUGCUACAGACCAUCAGUGCCAGCAAAGGUGAUACUGGACCAAUGGUAGCGGCGACUUUGAAACUUGGAAUUGCAAUCUUAAAUGGCGGGAACUCCACAGUUCAGCAGAAAAUGCUGGACUAUCUCAAGGAGAAGAAGGACGUGGGUUUCUUUCAGAGCCUUGCCGGCCUGAUGCAGUCGUGCAGCGUCCUCGACCUAAAUGCAUUUGAGCGGCAGAACAAAGCUGAAGGACUUGGAAUGGUCACCGAAGAAGGAUCAGCCUCUCACUUUGAAAGUCACAGACUGCAGACUGGAGAAAAGGUUCUCCAAGAUGACGAGUUCACGUGUGACCUCUUCCGUUUCCUCCAGCUGCUUUGUGAGGGACACAACUCAGAUUUUCAAAAUUAUCUGAGAACUCAGACUGGCAAUAACACAACUGUCAACAUCAUCAUCUCUACCGUAGACUACCUACUCAGAGUCCAGGAAUCCAUUAGUGAUUUCUAUUGGUAUUACUCUGGGAAAGAUGUUAUUGAUGAACAAGGACAACGGAAUUUCUCCAAAGCAAUUCAAGUAGCAAAACAAGUCUUUAACACGCUCACAGAGUAUAUUCAGGGUCCUUGCACUGGGAAUCAGCAGAGCUUGGCCCACAGCAGGCUAUGGGACGCAGUUGUGGGCUUCCUUCACGUAUUCGCCCACAUGCAGAUGAAGCUGUCUCAGGAUUCCAGUCAAAUCGAGCUAUUAAAAGAAUUAAUGGAUCUUCAGAAGGAUAUGGUGGUCAUGUUGCUGUCCAUGCUAGAAGGUAAUGUUGUCAAUGGAACCAUUGGCAAACAGAUGGUCGAUAUGCUUGUGGAGUCUUCCAACAACGUGGAGAUGAUUCUCAAGUUUUUUGACAUGUUCUUAAAACUAAAGGAUUUGACCUCUUCUGACACAUUUAAAGAAUACGACCCUGACGGCAAGGGAGUCAUUUCCAAGAGGGACUUCCAUAAAGCGAUGGAGAGCCAUAAACACUACACGCAAUCAGAAACCGAGUUUCUUCUGUCCUGUGCGGAGACAGAUGAGAACGAAACCCUGGACUAUGAAGAGUUUGUCAAAAGGUUUCACGAGCCCGCAAAGGACAUCGGCUUCAAUGUGGCCGUUCUUCUGACCAACCUUUCGGAGCACAUGCCCAAUGAUACGCGACUGCAGACUUUCCUGGAGUUGGCAGAGAGCGUGCUGAAUUACUUCCAGCCUUUUCUGGGCCGCAUCGAGAUCAUGGGAAGUGCCAAGCGCAUCGAGAGGGUGUAUUUUGAAAUCAGUGAGUCCAGCCGAACCCAGUGGGAGAAGCCCCAGGUCAAGGAGUCCAAGAGGCAGUUCAUAUUUGAUGUGGUCAACGAAGGGGGAGAAAAGGAGAAAAUGGAACUUUUUGUCAACUUCUGUGAGGACACCAUAUUCGAAAUGCAGCUGGCAGCGCAGAUCUCAGAGUCGGAUUUGAAUGAGAGGUCAGCGAAUAAAGAAGAGAGUGAGAAGGAGAAGCCGGAAGAGCAGGGGCCCAGAAUGGGUUUCUUUUCCAUCGUGACGGUCAAGUCGGCCCUGUUUGCUCUCAGGUAUAAUAUCUUGACCCUCAUGAGAAUGCUCAGCCUGAAGAGCCUGAAGAAACAGAUGAAAAAAGUGAAGAAGAUGACGAUGAAGGAUAUGGUCACGGCCGCCUUUUCGUCCUACUGGAGUAUUUUCCUGAGCCUCCUGCACUUUGUGGCCAGCGUUUCCAGAGGCUUCUUCCGCAUCAUUUGCAGCCUGCUGCUUGGCGGGAGCCUAGUAGAAGGAGCAAAAAAGAUCCGAGUGGCAGAGCUCUUAGCCAACAUGCCAGACCCCACUCAGGAUGAGGUGAGAGGGGAUGGAGAAGAGGGGGACAGGAGGCCCAUGGAGGCCGCCCUGCCCUCGGAAGAUCUGACAGACCUGAAGGAACUGACAGAGGAAAGCGACCUUCUUUCGGACAUAUUUGGCUUGGAUCUGAAGAGAGAAGGAGGACAGUACAAACUUAUUCCUCAUAAUCCAAACGCCGGCCUCAGCGAUCUAAUGAGCAACCCGGUCCCUAUCCCUGACGUGCAAGAAAAAUUUCAGGAACAGAAGGUGAAAGAGGAAGAAAAGGAGGAGAAAGAAGAAAGCAAAUCUGAACCUGAAAAGGCCGAGGGAGAAGAUGGAGAAAAAGAAGAAAAAGCCAAAGAAGAUAAGGGUAAACAGAAGUUGAGGCAGCUCCAUACACACAGAUACGGAGAGCCAGAAGUUCCCGAGUCGGCAUUCUGGAAGAAAAUCAUCGCAUAUCAACAGAAACUUCUAAACUAUUUUGCUCGCAACUUUUACAACAUGAGAAUGUUAGCCUUAUUCGUCGCGUUUGCAAUCAAUUUCAUCUUGCUCUUUUAUAAGGUCUCCACUUCUUCUGUGGUUGAAGGAAAGGAGCCCCCCACUCGCAGUUCAAGUGGAAAUGCCAAAGUUAGCAGCCUGGACAGUGGCUCGCCUAGAAUCAUCGCGGUUCACUACGUCCUGGAGGAGAGCAGCGGCUACAUGGAGCCCACGCUGCGGAUCUUAGCCAUUCUUCACACGGUCAUUUCUUUCUUCUGCAUCAUCGGCUACUACUGCUUGAAAGUCCCAUUGGUUAUUUUUAAGCGAGAAAAGGAAGUAGCUCGAAAAUUGGAAUUUGAUGGGCUUUAUAUUACAGAACAGCCUUCAGAAGAUGAUAUUAAAGGCCAGUGGGAUCGACUCGUAAUCAACACACAGUCAUUUCCCAACAACUACUGGGACAAAUUUGUUAAAAGAAAGGUUAUGGAUAAAUAUGGGGAGUUCUAUGGCCGGGACAGAAUCAGUGAGCUCCUUGGUAUGGACAAAGCCGCCCUAGAUUUCAGCGAUGCCCGGGAAAAGAAGAAGCCAAAGAAAGACAGCUCCCUGUCAGCCGUACUGAACUCUAUUGAUGUGAAGUAUCAGAUGUGGAAACUAGGAGUCGUCUUCACGGACAACUCUUUCCUCUACCUGGCCUGGUAUAUGACUAUGUCCGUUCUGGGACACUAUAACAACUUUUUUUUUGCUGCUCAUCUUCUUGACAUUGCUAUGGGAUUCAAGACACUGAGAACCAUCUUGUCAUCAGUAACUCACAAUGGCAAGCAGCUUGUAUUAACUGUUGGCUUGUUAGCUGUUGUUGUAUACCUAUAUACUGUUGUGGCAUUCAACUUUUUCCGAAAAUUCUACAAUAAAAGUGAAGAUGGUGACACACCGGAUAUGAAAUGUGAUGAUAUGCUAACGUGCUACAUGUUCCACAUGUACGUCGGGGUACGUGCUGGAGGGGGUAUCGGCGAUGAAAUCGAAGACCCAGCAGGCGAUGAAUAUGAGAUCUAUCGAAUCAUCUUUGACAUCACCUUCUUCUUCUUCGUGAUUGUCAUUCUCUUGGCCAUAAUUCAAGGUUUAAUUAUUGAUGCUUUUGGAGAGCUAAGAGACCAACAGGAGCAAGUCAAAGAAGACAUGGAGACCAAAUGUUUCAUCUGUGGGAUAGGCAACGAUUACUUCGACACAGUGCCACAUGGCUUUGAAACCCACACUUUACAGGAACACAACCUGGCCAAUUACCUGUUUUUUCUGAUGUAUCUCAUAAACAAAGAUGAAACAGAGCACACGGGACAGGAAUCUUAUGUCUGGAAGAUGUAUCAAGAAAGGUGCUGGGAAUUCUUCCCAGCAGGGGAUUGUUUCCGGAAACAGUAUGAAGACCAGCUAAAUUAAACUCAGACUCUGGUCACCUCUGAAAACCAAAACAUACACAUUCACUCUUUCUGUUUCGGUCUCUGUCUCUCUCUGACUCUUUCUCUCUGCUCUCUUGGAGACAUCCUGCUGAAUUUGUGAAUUGCCAGCAUUAUAUGCUUUCUGGGAGCAGUGAACUCUGUUUCUGAAGACCCGACUGUGCUUUCCCCCCCCACCUUGUGUAUUUUCUUUGAGAAUAAAGACUGAAGAAUAUUCUAAAUUCAUACACAGACAACAUAGGAACUCUGGAAAGGACACCAUUUCGGACACUCUCAGUCAUAACGCAAAUGGACCGAUUUCCUUCUGAGACUCCUGGAAGUCCCCUUGAGCUAUGGGACAGUCACAGAGACGCGUGACAGCCACACUCAUCCGGCCCCUUUAUUUCACCAUCCUGAGAGGAACUCUCUAAUGGUCACAGAGCACUGUAGCACUUAAGAGAUUGCCGUGGACACCACUUACGAAGGGAAAUAGUGCCUUACUAUAUGUGGGUUGAGCUAUGCAGAAGAUGUGUGCAUGAAAAAAACCAUCUUUAUUUUCUUCAUGUCGAUCUUUUUUUUCUCAGAUUGAUUUUGUGGGUUUUUUUUUUCCUUUAUUCUUUUCUCUGGUGGGGGAGGGUAAGAAAAGCAGUUUGCGUGCACCUUUCUAAAAAAAAAAAAAAAAGACGGGUGGCCUGUCUCAGGACGAGAGGAGGCUCUUCUCAUUCACUAAAUUCACAUUUACCCUCCCCAUGUGAUCGUGCUCUUAUUUUGGUAAUGCUCUGGUGCAACACUGCGACUUUAUGAAAUCUUUGUAUGAAAACACAAAGACUGCAAAAAAAAAAUACACUUUCAAAAGAAAUAAUUCAUUGCAUGUUUAUUAUGCAAGUUUAAAAGAACAAAGAAAACCUCCAGAAGCAAGUUGAUGAACGUGAGAGACCUUUCAUGAUAAUUCUACUCAUAGUAAUAAAGUGUCGUGGGCUUAAUUGUAUAUUUGGAGCCAGUGUCAUCCACCAACAAUGUGAUACGUUAUGAACUUGACAGUAGUUUUGGGUUUUUCUCUUUCUUUUGGCCACCUGUGAUCAGUUGCUGAUUAAGGACUUCUCGUCCGGCCAUUUUUUUAAUAUCAAAGCUGAAGCAAUAUCCAUUCAGGGAGUUCAUCAGAUGCAUCAAAAACCACGGGUGAUAAUUACCAGUCACUCCAUUUUGAGUCCUUUUAAAUGUAAUGCUUAUCUUUACAAAUAAAAAGACAGAUUCAGAAUGGAAGCAAGAUCAUUUUGCAAACAUUGGAGCUCUUUUAUUACAAGUCUGCUUGUUAAUUUUAGAAUUGGAAAACUGCUCUGAUUAAACUAUUUAACUAAC
Molecule: messenger RNA, 16408 nt
Organism: Herpailurus yagouaroundi (jaguarundi)
Lineage: Eukaryota; Metazoa; Chordata; Mammalia; Carnivora; Felidae
Gene: RYR2
Product: ryanodine receptor 2
Exons: 108
Coding region: 36-15053 (5005 amino acids)
Biological process (GO): striated muscle contraction; intracellular calcium ion homeostasis; release of sequestered calcium ion into cytosol by sarcoplasmic reticulum
Cellular component (GO): calcium channel complex; sarcoplasmic reticulum membrane; sarcolemma
Molecular function (GO): calcium ion binding; ryanodine-sensitive calcium-release channel activity; protein binding
Source: RefSeq, a predicted model, not a curated record